GGCGGGAGCGGGGCGCGGAGAGGAGAGGAGAGGAGAGGAGGGGGCCGGGGCGGAGGCGACUCCUCCUCCCGCCGCCGCUCCAGUGCCGCGGGGCUGCGGGGCAGGACCCGCCGCCGAGCAUCCUCCGGCCGCGGGGCCUCGCUGCGCUCCCCGCCGGGGCAGGAGGCGGCGGCAGGUGUCCCAAGCCGGGCAGCCCGGGACUUUCCGGAGCGCCCGCCCCGCAGCGUCCCGGAGGGUUUAGCGGAUUUCUCUCUCCCUGCUCCCGUCCGUCAGUCGGGGGCUGCCGCAGAAUUCGUCGGUUCCCUGCUUGCCCCCUCGCCGCCGCCACAGCGGGAGCGAAGGGGAGACCUAUAAACCCGGGCGAGUCGCGGGAGAAGAUUAUGGCAACGUGAGUGAGAAGCGGAGCCGCCUGGCCGGAGCCCGCCCGUACCCCGGCGGAGCGGAGAGCGCGGAGCCGCGGCUCAUCCCGCCGAAGCCGCUCUCCGCAGGCAGCGCGCAGGGCCCGCGGCGGAGCGGCCUCCAGCCCUGCCCCAGCUCAACGUUCUGGACUUUGGAGACUCGCUGCUUUCCUUUUGUCGAUAAAGAUGAGAAAAAAGUGGAUAUUGGAGGAUUUUCACUUUAUCUUUUGUGGUGUGCUCUGUCUCCUUUUCAUAGAUGGAAGUAAACUGGAACAAGUAAAACAUUCAGAUACAUACUGUGUGUUUCAAGACAAGAAGUAUCGUGUAGGAGAAAGAUGGCAUCCUUAUCUAGAACCCUAUGGCCUCGUUUACUGCGUUAAUUGUCUUUGCUCAGAGAAUGGAAAUGUACUUUGCAGCAGAAUAAGAUGCCCAAGUCUACACUGUCCUUCCCCGGUGCACGUACCACAGCUGUGCUGCCCACGAUGCCCAGAAGACUCCCUUUUCUCAGUAAGCAGCAAAAUCACCGGGAAAUCCUGUGAAUACAACGGCACCACCUACCAUCAUGGCGAAAUGUUUGUGGCAGAGGGGCUUUUCCAAAACAGGCAAGCGAACCAGUGUGCCCAGUGCAGCUGCUCAGAGGGAAACGUGUACUGUGGGUUGAAGACUUGUCCCAAAUUAACUUGCUCUUUCCCAGUUUCUGUUCCGGAGUCCUGCUGCCCGGUUUGCAGAGGAGAUGGAGAAUUAUCAUGGGAACACUCCGACGGAGACAUCUUCCGGCAGCCAGCCAACAGGGAAGCUAGACACUCGUACCAUCACUCCCACUACGACCUGUCGCCCGGCUCCGCGAGGCAGGUUGUCAACAUUCCACGAUUUCCCAGUGCCAGGAGUAACCGCGGAGUCCUGCCGGAUCCCCAGCAAGCCUCGGGAACAAUAGUGCAAAUCGUCAUCAACAACAAGCAUAAGCAUGGACGAGUUUGUGUUUCGAACGGCAAAACAUACUCACACGGUGAAUCUUGGCAUCCUAAUCUGCGGGCCUUUGGAAUCGUAGAGUGUGUGUUGUGCACCUGCAACAUCACCAAACAAGAAUGUAAGAAAAUUCACUGUCCAGAACAAUAUCCCUGCAAAUACCCUCAGAAAGUAGAAGGAAAAUGCUGUAAAGUCUGUCCAGAAGUGCCAAGUCAAACCUUUGACAACAAAGAUUACUUCUGUGGGAAGGAGACAUUUCCCGUCUAUGAAUCCGUUUUCACAGAGGAAGGGGAAACCAUCAGAAAAAUUGCCGUAGAGACUGAAAAACCACCUCAAGUAGAAAUACAUGUGUGGACAAUUAGAAAAGGGAUUCUGCGUCACUUCUACGUUGAAAAAGUGUCCAAGAGAGAAUUUGAAGAACUUCCUUACUUCAAGCAGAUAACAAGGACAACCCCUAGCCAGUGGAAAAUAUUUAGCGAGGGAGAAGCUCAGAUCAGCCAAAUGUGUGAAAGCAGAGUGUGCAGGACUGAGCUGGAGGAUUUGGUGAAGGUUUUGUACCUUGAGAAGUCUGAAAAGGGUCACUGUUAAGGGAGACAGCACUGGAGGGAGAAACACAAGAAAACUUAUGAAAACUUGGAUCUGCAGCUGGACUGCAGGCUUAUUUUGCUUAAGUCAACAGUUGCCCUAAAAACCGAAACUAUAAUGCAGUAAUUAUUCACAUCAUGCACAGCAAAUUUGCUGCUUUAUGUGUAGUGGUCUGUGUCAACCGUUCAAAUAUCUCCUUCAAGAGACCAGGAGGCUCUGUGCUCCUGGGGGAAGGAGAAAGAGAGACUGUACUUUCCCAGAGUUGCAGUUCUUUGCAAGUUAAAAAGAGAAAACAGAACAUUUGUAUUAUUAUUAUUUGGCAAGUUAUUCGAACUAAUGAAAAGAAGGACACCUAAUAAAUGUGCAGGAGCUACGGAGAGCAUUAUUUCCUGUGCUGAAUUGACACCAUUUCUGGUGUUGGAAUGACUCACGUUUUUGGUUUGGUUUGGUUUUUUUUGGUGUUUUGUUUUUUGGGUGUUUUUUUUAGUAGUGGAGGAAAAAUACAAGUGAUAAGAAUACUUGUGUUGGAGACUUUACAAACAGAUUUAAACUAACAAACUCCUAAGCAGCCUGCCUUUGGGAUGAUGUCUUGUAGCUGAGCAAACCCAGUCCAUAAACCAAACAGCAGGUGUUAGUGGCAAUCACUGUAUUUUUGUAGCAAUUUGAGCAAAUGGUCGCUUUUAAGUGGUUUUCACUGUUUCCUCCACCCACUUCUCUGAAAAAUGUGAAGUGUUAGCUCUAUCAUAGCCCUAAUAACUUCAUUCUUCUGGGCCCUAUUAACACAUGGUCUCGGCUGGCAAACUGCUUUCUAAAGUGACGGGGCAGAAAGUGGUGAGGUACUUGCAGUACUUGCAAAACACCUAGAGGGUUAAACCUCCCAAUUAAUAACUCCUUAGGAGUUGCAACAGUGCUUAAUUUAUGCGUUCUGAUCUGUUACAAACCUAAUCUUCUGCAUUUUUCUGAGGGUGGCCUCUCAAUUCUCACGCUCCAAGGACAGCUCUGUCCCAUGACAAACACCGAACAGCUCCAGCGGGCCUUUAGAAGGCGACAGCUCUGUUAUCUUUGUGAAAAACAAAUCUGAGAGAUUGUUAAAUUUAGUAUAGCAUGUUUACAGGCUGUUUGAGAAAGGUGGCUCUCAUCUGCUGAAAAAAGUGGAAUUUUAAAAAUGUUUUCUCUGAAGAGUCACCGAAAUAGUGCACGGCCGCACGGCUGCCGUGUUAAGCUGGAAGAAGCCUUGUUGUGUUGGUGACUCUGCCUUUGCUCCCAUUUUCUACUCUCCAAGCAGACAGGAAUAGUGCUGGUCAAACACAUGCAAACGAAGCUUUAUGAAAACACUCAGAGCCAGGGGCCGUGAAAUCAACAGGGAGAGCGAGGAUUUUGAUUUUGCCAGCAGCCUCGAGAGAGCACGAUGCUGCUCAGAGAGAGCCAGGGAGGAGAACAGACACACAGCUGAAGAAAGGCUGAAGGAAUUGGAAGAACAUGGAUAGGGUGAUCUCAGGUCCUUAGCGAUCCUGCCUGUAUGUAACCACAUUGUUGUCCCUAAGCCUGGGCAGAGAGCAGAUAAUAUUUAGGAAUGCUUCCCUCCCUACCAAGCACUCGACACAGUCCACCGUGUAACAGGAAGACACGCUCAAAAGGGAGCUCCUCCAGCAACCGCAUGGAUUUGGAAGAACAAAAUACUUUGACCUGGAAUCAGUAAGAACCACGGGGUUCUCUUUCCAAGCCCCCAUGGGCUGCAGGGACGUCCCCCCUGGUCCCUCCAUGGCCACAGGGGAGUCUCUGCUGGGCCCUGCAGUGUCUCCUCCCCCCCUGCCCGGUGUCCCUGUCCCGGGGCUGUUUCUCACACUUUGUCCCUCACCACCAGGCAGCGUUUUGCCCUUUCCCGACAGCACCGAUACGGUGCUGCGGUGCCCAGUCUGAACCGCCACAAGGCCAUUACAGGUCCCAUGUCACUGAUCGUUAAAAGGAGAGCAAAGUGAGCUGAUGUCCCACCGCCCUUCCACGGGACCGCAGCCUCCGCCUCCCUAAAUCCCGUCCUGGUGUUUGGAAGGGUGCAGCGUGUCCUAACUGAGGGCCUAAGACCAGAGGUUACUACAGUGCAACUGUAGAAGAAGCAGGUUGGCAUCAGCAACACCCUCUGCAUGUAGCGUCUACAGGGUUGAAAUGUGCUGCAGACAUGCAAAAUUUUAUUAUAAAUCUUCUAAUAAGUCAUGAAUUAACCUUCUAGUUCUUUUGGUGAAGACAUUGUAAGGAAGAGGUUGUGAGGAACUCCAGUGAUCUGCAGUUCACUCUUCACCUCACGGGCGUUGUCUGUUUGUAGCAGUAGCUGGUGAAAAGAGACUAAGUGGAAAGUGUACAGCGUUUGUAAUUUUCUUUUAAGAAGAAGAAGGCAACCUGCUUUCUGUGUUUGUGACAGGACAGGUGGAAUCCAGAUUGUGUAUUUAUUUUAUAAUAAACACUUUUUAAGAAAGGCAAAAAAAAAAAAAUCCUAAGCAUCAUUUAGUAAAAUGCAGUGUUGCAUUUUUCCAGUUUCUGAUCACAUAAGACAACAAAAUACACAGUGCCAUGUUCUUCAUUCUCUUCAUGGGAUGUACGUCUGUUACGGUACUUAUUUAUGUACUUGUUGUAUCACUUUGACCUGGUUUUAUAAAUUAAUAAACUCUGACGUUGAUAAUAAAA
Molecule: messenger RNA, 4628 nt
Organism: Columba livia (rock pigeon)
Lineage: Eukaryota; Metazoa; Chordata; Aves; Columbiformes; Columbidae
Gene: CHRDL1
Product: chordin like 1
Exons: 12
Coding region: 585-1952 (455 amino acids)
Biological process (GO): cell differentiation; negative regulation of BMP signaling pathway
Molecular function (GO): BMP binding
Source: RefSeq, a predicted model, not a curated record